AUGACGUCAUGGGUCCUUAGCGUAUUCAGAGAUAGGUCACGCUUCCUCAUGCUCACACUCUACAAAACCAUGGUGAGAAGCAAACUCGAAUACUGCUGCCCGGUGUGGAACCCUGACAAGAUCAGCGAUAUAGAAGCUAUUGAAAGCAUCCAACGACACUACACUCGUCGAAUCAGUGGCUGCCAGAACCUUGAUUACUGGGAACGCCUGCAGAACCUGAAUCUUCUCUCAUUACAAAGACGCAGAGAACGAUACAUCAUAAUCCAUACAUGGAAGAUGAUGAAUGGAUUAGCUCCGAACGACAUCAACAUGCAGUUCAAGGAAAGCUCCCGACACGGUGUAAAGGCCACUGUGCCUGCAUUUAACAAAAAGGCACAAUGCUCAAUCUCGACCCAUUAUGAAAACUCUUUUGGAGUAAAAGCAGCCAAACUAUGGAACCUGCUCCCCAAGGAAGUUAACACAAUCCAAGUCUUGGAAACUUUCAAAUCCUCCCUUGCUAAAUUCCUGAAAGGCUUCCCGGACACCCCGCCCACAAAAGGGUAUACCGCCAUCACAAAUAAUUCUCUUCUGGAAUGGACUCUACAAAAAGAUCUAAGCCAGGAGUGA
Bolinopsis microptera is the source of this 606-nucleotide messenger RNA. RefSeq lists its product as uncharacterized. The record is from RefSeq and is a predicted model, not a curated record. NCBI's taxonomy places the organism in Eukaryota, Metazoa, Ctenophora, Tentaculata, Lobata, Bolinopsidae. The transcript has a single exon. Bases 1 to 606 code for a protein of 201 amino acids.